Gopherus flavomarginatus (Mexican gopher tortoise) is the source of this 5734-nucleotide messenger RNA. RefSeq names its product N-myc and STAT interactor (gene NMI). Gene Ontology annotation, cellular component: cytoplasm. The transcript is spliced from 10 exons. The coding region runs from base 222 to 1379 and encodes 385 amino acids. The record is from RefSeq and is a predicted model, not a curated record. NCBI's taxonomy places the organism in Eukaryota, Metazoa, Chordata, Testudines, Testudinidae.
AUCCCCUUGCGCUGGGGUGGGCGGAGAGGAGGCGUCAUGGCGGGCAGGCUGCCCCUGCAAACACCUCCCCGCCACGUCAUUGCCGGGAACUGGGGACCAGCUGCGCAAGCUAGUGCUGCUGCCUGCCCGCCGGCUACUGCACAGGCCCGGGGUUGGAGCGCGCCGGGGGACCCGAUCCACGCAAGGCAGCGGCUGUCUCGCCACCCUGCCCCGCUGGUUCAAUGGAUUUAACAAGUCAACCAUGUUCCUUAAAAGAUGACUCUAUUAAUCUGAAAGUUACUGACCAUUCUGGCACACAGAUAGAUGACGUUGACAAUCUUAAAGAAGAACUAGAAAAAUGGAAGGAAAGGCUUGGAAAAGCUGAAAAACAAAAAGAUGAGCUCCUUCUUUUGAAACUAAGUGCUGAUAAAGAGAGAGAUCAGGCACAAGAUGAGCUGAAAAAGCUAAUGGAUUUAGAAGAGGAGCAAUAUAAGGAGAACAUGAUAACAAAGGAAAACCAGGAGAGAAAUCUUGCUGUAGUAAAGCAACAAAAUAUUGAGCUGCAGAAGGAGAUUCAGAAGCUCAAAGAUGACCUUGCAGCAAAGAGUUCAAAGCUUUCACAGGAUUUUCGGAUUAAAAGAGAGAUACCGAAAAAGAAAAUGAAGUUUACUAGGAUGGAAAAUGCUGAGAGUGACGACACAUUUUUGAAUACUUGCUGCCUUUUUCACAUAACUGCAAAAAUUCCAUUCAGAUUGCAGCAAAGACAAGCUCUUCUAACUUUUGAAGAGGAGGAUGUUGCCCAGAAACUGAUAAGAAGAGGUAAGCAUACUGUGAGCCUGGAUAAUGAAAAGAUAGAGUUGAAAGCAGUGCCAGUUACACUAGAAACAGGAGUCAAAUUUGAGCUCCAUGUAACAAUUUCUGGAGAGAAGAUUAAUGUUUCUGAAGUACCAGAUCUACCGAUACCUGAUGAGUGGAUCAGAGACAAAAUAGAACUGAAUUUCUACAAAUCCAAACGAGGAGGAGGAGAAGUAAAGGAUGUGAGAUAUGACAGAAGGUCUCGCACAGCCAUGAUUACAUUCCUCAAACCUGGAGUUGCUGACAACUGUGUGAGAUGUACAAAGCACCCUUUCUACAUAAAUGAAAAGCGCUUUAUGCUUUCUGUUUCCCCAAGCAUAGAAAAGCAUUUGGAAAAAUUUCAGAUAUUUUCUGGGAUUUCCAAGAGGACCAUACUGCUCUCAGGAAUCCAAGAGGUUGAGGAGGAUGAGGAGAGCAUGCAGGACAUGAUUGAAAUUCAUUUUCAGAAGCCUAGCAAUGGUGGUGGGGAAAUUGAGAACAUCAAAUAUGUAGCAACAGGAACCAAACUAGCUUAUUUUGAGGAAGAUACUGAGAAUGUGUCAUGAAGCGUUCAAGCUGGGACUUUCACUUUGCCCAGUGUGACAUAGUAUAAUGGAAAAUGUUGCAGACUUUUAGUUUUUUUAAUAUCUGUGCUUUUUAAUCUUCAAAAUUUACACUUUUGAAAAGAAGAAGUGCCUGCCUUUCCUUCCUUUCAUCUGCAUGAUGCGAAGACUCUUAGGGAAUGUCUACGCAGCCGUUAAACGCCUGCGACUGGCCUGGAUCAACUGACUCAAGCUCAGAGGGCUUGGGCUGCAGGGCUAUAAAAUUGCGAUGUAAAUGUUCAGGCUCAGGCUGGAGCCCAGGCUCUGGGACCCCGCAAGGUGGGAGGGUCCCAGAGCCUGACUAUCUACACUGCAGUUUUAAAGCCCCACAGCCUGUCAGCUGACCCAGCCUAACCUCAUGUAUUUAACUGCUGUGUACACAUGCCUUUAUGGUCUGGAGCACACAGCUAUGUGAAACCCACUGGUUCUGUCUUAUAAAGAUUCCUUGUAAAAUUCAACAAAUAUUACGCAAAGCCAAGAUCAGUGCAAAACUCACUGUGAAACCGUAGAGUUGGCUUAAUGUACGUGGGUCCACCAAAUCCCUAAAUCGCUCACCAACACCUAAAACUUGAUCAAGGUUGCUUUCUGCAAAUCAGAUCUGAGUUUCACAUGGAUAACAAAACCCAAAACUUGAUAGAUUUUUCCUAGUUGAGGCUGUGUUAGGAAACUUUUACGUAACUGCUCAAAAGUGACUUCAAUGUAUAUGCUUUUUUAAAGUGGCUCUUUUUCAUACAGUGUAUAGCCCAAUAGGACUUCAGUCCUAUCAGAUCCUUUGGUGCUGCCACAAUACAAGCAACUGAUUCUUAUAAAAUUACAGAAUAAUUUCUUAUCAUCAAAUUAGCUGCAGAAUGUCAAUAAUAAAGGAAGUGAUAUCCAGUUUUUCCAAACGUGCUUAUGAUCAGAAGGAGAAUGUUCAGAAAUGGCACCAGUUUACUCAUCAGAUUGACAUUUGAUGAGCUAAAUCAGGCCUGCACAACUCAUAAAGCAAUGAGGGCCAUAUUACUCCAAAGAAAACAGCUGAGGGCUAAAACCCCUGCCGAACCCCACUCCCAGCGCCACCCAGCCCCCCCAAAACACAUCCCCCACCCAGCGCUGCCUGGCCCCGCGGAAACACCCCCCGCCCUCAAGUAUAAAGCCUCGCCGCCACUGCCUGCCUGCCCGGCUUGUCAUCCCCCCCAUGAAAUAAGAGAAGAGGAAAAGGGGAACAGUUUGAAGGGAUUUUCUGGGGCUAUGAACUAAGGGGAGGGGAAAGGGGGGCAGUGUGAAGGGAUUUGAUGUGGCUGUACAAAACACAAACACAGGCCACAGGGAGCCUGGGGGGUCGGGGGCAGUGUGAUAGGGGCCGGGGAGGCUCGCAUGUUGUGCAGGCCUGAGCUAAAUUGUGCCUUUAAGGAACAACUCAGCAUGGGUAAAAAAAUGGCAUGGAGGUAAUCUUGCUCCUGGGGCAAUUCUGUGCCACUGUAUAUGCUCAGAAUUCAUGUGUCCCACAGAAUUUUAUUUGUCCUCACAGAAAAUACAUUCUGCCCCAGAAAUGCUGCAGUUCUGCCUUUCGCCCACCAGAGGCCACUGUGGUGCCAGAACAGCCAACAGCAUGAAUGCAGCACUUUGGGGCAGAAUGUGUUUUCUGUGGGGAAAAAAAUUCUGUGCAUAUGCAGUGGCACAGAAUUCCCCGAGGAGUAAAAGCUCAUCACAGCAUCUGGCUCGUGGAGCUAGAUUAGGACAGACUGGGACACUUGGGGCUGCUUUGGGGGAUCACAGACUGGGGUUCAGAAUGGCUAGUAGGGAGGACAGACUGAGGGGGAGACUAGUGGGCUCCAGAACCAGGGGUUGAAUGGGAGUAGGGGUGCAUAGCCACAUGGUGAUGGGUGCUGCAGGGACCCAUCAGGAAGGAGGGAUGCAGGGAAGGUGCCAUUGUGCCUGAUUGAAUGGGAGAGGCUUGUGAUCAGGGUCUGUAUGGGGGGAGGCUCCCUAACAAUCCUGCCCCUUCUCCCCCCCAAAAACAAAACUUUCUCCCACCCACACCCAACAACCCUCCAGGUUCACUCCAGGCUCUUUCCCUCUCCCUCAGCUCCUCUGUUACUUCUGAAACUCCCAAGCUUUUGCACUGCUUCUGAUGGGUGCAGGAAACAGUUCUGUAUUGUAAUUUAAAUGAAUUACAGUAUAUACUCAUUCAUAAGCUGAAUUUUUUUAGUAAAAAAAGGAUGCACCAGAGAAGGGGGUCGGCUUAUGAACGGGUAUAGAGAGGGAGAGGUGGGACACAGCCCCUCCCCCCCAACAGAGGGAGCAAGGAGGGCAUCACAGCCAGCAGAGCCAGAAGGGAAGAGGCAGGGCCAGAAUCUCUCCACUUCUGGCCAUGCUACUUUCCCCUCCAGCCUCUGAAGCAGCUGCAGCUCCGGGGCUGGCAGGCUGCAGCUGUACCGCUUGGCCCCACCCCCCAGAUGAGGCUGUGGCCACAUCGCCCAGCCUGCUGGAACAUGCUGCGGCCGUGCCACCUGGCCUAGCCCGCUGGAACAUGCUGUGGCCGCGCCGCUUGGUCUGGCCUGUCAGAGCAGGCUGCAGCCGCGCUGCCCAGCCUGCCAGAGCAGCUCUAGCCAGGCCAAAGACAUCCUCCCUUGGCCCUCCCAAGAUAAGGUGGGAAGGGAUGGGAUGGGGAGAGUGUGGACGUCCCAGGUUAGGGAUGGGGUCAUGGUCAGGGGUUACUCCCCUGACUCCCAGCUUCUCCCCCCACCAAAAAUUUCCCCACCACCUGUCCUGGCCCAUCAGGGUAACCAGCUGGCACACUGGGACACUUUGUUUACCUAGGUUUACGUCCGUGCCUGGGCCGCUUGAGGUAAACAAACCAUCUCAGCCUGCCAGCGACUUAUCUUGAUGGCUUGGGAGCCAAAGUUUGCCAACCCCUUAAUUAUAGGUUCAGCUUAUGAAGGGUUAUAAAAAGGUUAUAAAAAUUUUCCAUUUUUACUUACCCAUCUUGGGGGAGGGGGUGUUGGCUUAUAAACGAAUCAGCUUAUGAUCGAGUAUACACAGUACUCAAAAGUUCUGUAUUAAUAUGCCUAGUAAGGAAUCCAUUUGUCCAAAAAAAAAAAAAAAAAAGUUCUGGUAAUUUUUUUUUGGUCUGUAUUGUUACAGACAGACAUUCUUAACUGACAUAUUUUGAAAUAAAUUACCAAAAUAAUUGAAACUGGCAUGAUAUUGUAUUAUUUUGACAAAUAAAAUAUGAUGAAUUUUGUCAAAUUUUAAAAUAUUGUGUGCAGAAUUUUUAAUUGUUUGGCACAGAAUUCCCGCAGGAGUAUAAUCUGUACUGCUAUCGGCAUGUAUAAUAAUGUAUACUCCCCCAGGAGUAUAAUCUGUACCUCUUCUGGGGCCUGAUCCAACACCUACUGAACUCUUUAGUAAGCUAAUAUGAGCUCUCUGUCUCUAGGAAGGAUGUAUAUUUUAUGAGAGGUCUUUUUCUUGACUAUUCGUAUCUACAGUUACACUAUUCCUCCAUUAUACCUGUUAUUUUGUCUAAUUUAAACAUAUACAGAUACUAGCUAAGAACUCAGGUGUUUCUUAAAAUGGUGUAAAAACAGAUUAUUAUUUUGUAACUGUACUGAAGCAACCAUCUGGUUACAAAACACCUUGUCUGAGGAUUUUAUUUUGUGUGAUCGUGGCCAUAGCUCUCUUUCUGAAGGCAGCAGUAAAUGGAUGGAGAUGGCCAAUUAGGAAAGGGGCAUAUGGAAGGCAGCCUAGAUUUCAUUCAUAGCCCUUGAACUAGGGACAAAAGGCAGAAUUUAUUGUCUUCAUUCACAUCUUAAAUUAUAUUAAAAGUUCUUUGAACUGAAUUGGGCUUGCAAAGGGAGGAAGUCUCUCUUCCCAAGGGCGGGAUUUCUUGCCUCUCUGCCUUUUUCCUUCUCCACCCUUGUGAGGCUGGAAUGAUUUGGCAGUCUGUCAUGUGGCAGCAGACAACCUCUAAUGUCACUUAACACUGAGGGAGAGGUUCAUGUGAAUAUCAUUUAUUUUCAUUAUAUAAGAGACCUUACUGUAUAAAAGGGAUUUUGUAUUAUACCUUAUGUAGGAAGACAUUGAAAAAUAAACAUCAGACAUUGAUUGUAGCUAUUAUAUACACAAAAGUCAGAUUUAGAUUACACAGCCUAAACAAAUGACUUUGUAUUUUGUUGUUCAAGUACUGUCAAAGUUGCUUUUGUUUUCCUUCUGCUUAGAACAAAAAGGAAAAUGUAUGGGGUUACAGCUCCCCCAACUGUUUGAUGUGUGGGGAAAAAAAGCUUACAUUGAUUAAACUUAAACAUGAAAUGCAUAAUAAAUAAAGGCAUGUGAAACUA